Messenger RNA from Rotaria sp. Silwood2, 255 nucleotides. The record is from the annotation of a GenBank genome assembly. Lineage: Eukaryota; Metazoa; Rotifera; Eurotatoria; Philodinida; Philodinidae.
AUGCCAUGUCUCGAAGAUCUCGAAUUGUCUGGCUCUUCUAUGGGUGAGAAUUUCAAUAAUGGUCAUCGAUUAAAACAAUUAUUUGAACAUAUAAAGGAUGUUCAAUUAGAUGAUCUCGAAUGUCUAACAAAUUCUUCAUCGAAAGAUACAUUAUUAGCAAUAUUUAAUGAUGAUAUAAAUGGAUAUUGGUUUGAUGUAACAUGUUCAAUUAGACAUAAUAAAGCUUAUAUAUCAGCAUUUGGUCAUACACAAUAA